This is a messenger RNA of Stylophora pistillata, 1499 nucleotides long. RefSeq names its product trace amine-associated receptor 365. Gene Ontology annotation, cellular component: plasma membrane; dendrite. Gene Ontology annotation, molecular function: neurotransmitter receptor activity; G protein-coupled serotonin receptor activity. Gene Ontology annotation, biological process: chemical synaptic transmission; G protein-coupled receptor signaling pathway, coupled to cyclic nucleotide second messenger. The record is from RefSeq and is a predicted model, not a curated record. NCBI's taxonomy places the organism in Eukaryota, Metazoa, Cnidaria, Anthozoa, Scleractinia, Pocilloporidae.
UCGAUGUCAUACACUUUGCCCGCUUUGCGACUUACAUUGUGAAACGCCAUUUGAUCAUCCAGCAGUGUGAAAAUCUGAUGGCAAAUUCAACAUUGGACGGGAUCUUUAAACCCCACCAUCCGCUCGAACUUAAAAUUCUCUUCUACGCUGCUUUCAUAAUUUCUCUCCCUUUAACUGUAUUCGGGAAUGGUCUAGUCAUAUUAGCAGUUGUUAUCAACAAGAAGCUCCGUUCCGCCACCAAUGCUCUGAUAGUGAGCCUGGCCUUUGCUGAUUUGCCUGUUGGUUUGGUGAUCUUCCCUCUUAUCGCCUUGACACAGAAAUACGGGCCUAGUCUACAAUAUGGAAAGCAGUUGUGCCACACAACGAUCUUCUUUACCGAGGUGUUCCUGAGCGCUUCGUGUCUUCAUUUGUUGUUCAUUAGCGUGGAUAGAUAUCUAGCAAUCACUAACGCUCUUCGUUACCACGCUAUCGUCACCGCAAGACGUAUUGCUUACGUCAUCGCCUUCAUUUGGACUUUGUCUGUGCUCGUGGCUGUAUUUCCUUUUCUUGGUUGGCGUGACGUCCGGCCUCGUUCCCAGGGAGGAUAUUGCCAGUAUCACCUAAACCUCUCUCCCAGUUUUAUUCUUUUUUUGCACAUAACCGUAUGCCUGACUCCGCUGACCAUCACAUGUCUGGCGUACUGUAAGAUAUUCCAAAUAGCACGACAGCAGGCUCAGAAAAUCGCCUCUAUGACGGUUAGUGGGAGUGAACAAGAAAAACGCCGUAAGAAGCUGGAAAAAGAGCGUAAAAUCACUCUCUCGGUUGCAGUUGUUGUUGGAGUGUUCAUUCUCUGUUGGGGGCCACUUAACAUCAUGCUUAUCGUCUACUGCGCAUGUCAUAGCUGUGUCUCCUCUCUUUCUAUUGAGGCAGCGGAAGUAUUCUCCAUGCUAAACUCUGGCUGUAAUCCACUCAUUUAUGGAACUUUUAACAAGAACUUCCGCAGAACCUUCAAGGCUAUGUUACGAUGCCGCUGGCGUCAAAUCAACCGUGAAGAGAUGGAGGGUUCAACUCAAAUGGCCAUGCGCGUGUCGAAGGACUCGGUUGAAAGUUUGAAGUGAGAAUUUUCAGACAUACCAUACAGGAGUUGGUUCAUUGUGAUUUUUAGUUCGAUUACCAAAUACGAUUUUAAAAUCUUGUUCAAACGUAAAAACGAACAAAAAACAAACAAACAAACAAACGAACAAACAGAAAAAGUGCAAAAAAUGGGAAAUCGAUCGCGAAAGAAUUUCAAGGAUCAGAUGGCAGGACGAAAACCAAGCACGUAUUACGGACAACGGAACGUACUUACGAUGCAUACAGUUUCCAUCCUGCCUUUGAAUCUGCCUAUGAAAGAGGAAAAUUUAAGAGGGACGCUGCAGAAUUAACUAUGAAUACAAAACAAUGUAUCACUGCUUAGCGAACGUGUAAACGCUAAGAUUUUUUAUCAUUUAACGUAAUAGUCAUACACUUAAAGUUGAAUG